UAACCUUAACCUUUGCCCUAAAAGAGGCAAGAAUCUACCAAUCAGAUUUGAAAAGCACAUCCAGCAACACACACCGCGACGUUUUAAACUGGAGCCUCGAUCAACCAAACCUGGAAAACGAUCAUAAUCCCAUCUUCUGGAUUAACUGAUGAAGGCCUAAGUACUACAUACCUAUCACUACCAAUAUGAACCAAGAAACACUAACUGGUACCCAAGUUGGAAUUCUGAUUGAUCUAAGUUCACCAUUAAACAUCGAGCAGCGUUUACCAAAUAUCCCAAACCCUGCAGAAGAAUGUGGCAAUAGUGAGAUAUCUUCAACUGAAACUAAGCUGGAAACACUUGUUGAACCUGAUGAGAAAACAAAUUUAGUGAAUAUGAGUGUGCAAGGAAAAGAAUGUACAAAUCAAGAAUCAGAAAACAGUCGAAAUCAAAGUUUCAAAUGGAGUGAAGAUAUACCGCUUGUGGAAAACGAACAGUUUGAUUUUGAUCUGUCUUUAUCACCGAAUGGUGCCAAUAGAGUUGACUCAAAUGAUGAAGAAGAUGAAGUGUUUUUUGGACCAGUGAAUCAUCGUGAGAAGUGUGUUCGCGUUAAGAAAGACAUUGAAAGCAAGUCUCUCAAACCUCUCAGUCCGCUAACCAAUGAACAGUACGCUGAACUAUUUAAAGAAGCAACUGGACUUGUGAUGGAUCUCCAGCAAAAUGGAGACCCAGUCAAAGAAAAGAAAACAUCAGGAGAAACAGAACAAUUUAUCAGUAAAACACUUGAAUCACUGAAGCUGACCAGUCUGUACGAUUCAUCCCCUGAAACAACUGUUGACUGUAGCAACAAAACUGCAAUUUCAGAAUCGCAGUGUUUCAAACGAGAACAGAAGAAAGAUAUUAGAAGUCCAAGGCGUCAGACUUACAUUAUCACAAAAAAUGUUAAUCCAAUCAGCGAGCUACCUAAGGCUAGUGAGUGUGUAUCAAGGCUAAAGCCAGCUGGUGCUGUAGCUUUUAAGGCUAAAGGAGCAGUUCAAAAGAGUGUGCCACGGCCAUCAAUGAAGGCUAAGAAUCCUAAAGGAAGUGUAACUGCAAGCAAACAGUCUUUUGCCAAGAAAAGACAGGAGCUUUCAAAAUCAAAUGUCUCCACAUUGUCAGUGAAGACAAGUCCACCAAAGAGGGUAAGAAAAAGUAGCAGCCAAUGUUCUGAGGAUGGCAUCUCAGACACAUCUAGUAUCACCUCUGACAUAAGUGAAACAUCCACCUCCAGUAUACCUGUACCUGGAAAGAAACGGUCAUUGCCAGUCCCUUCAAAGCUCAUGAAAUCAGGUUUAGCAGCACCAACAAAAAUUGUGAAUGGACACAAAGGUCCAUCUAACAAGCCUACACUUAUGAAGCCAGGGACAUUCCAACGGCGGACACUUAUAGUCAACCGAAGUCAAAAAGGAGAAACUACCUCUAAAACACAACAGCAGCCUUUGAAAGCCACAUUGUCAUUAAAAUCAACCAAAAAGACAACGCCAGUUAGCAAAAUGCAGCCAGCCGCAAAGGAUCCUAGAAAGACACCGUCAUCCAACCUGUCAGUAGCUAAGAGCUCCCAGGUCAGAAAGGGUACACCACGAGGUACUCUGAUGUCUACACCUGUAUUCCAGGAAAAAAGAGUUGUUCCUAAACGAAUUAUUACAUCAAGCUCAAAAACAGAUCCAAAACAGAUUACAAGAUCCACAAGUAGUCCAUACUCAGCAUCGAGUCUUAAAGCCACGCCUGCAACACCUUCCAUUUCUAAUCAUAAGCCGUCGGUAUCAACCACUGGCUCAGCUCGUCGUCGGUCUGGUAUACCAACACCGAUGAAAUCAUCAACCAAAAGCCGAGUAUUUUCAUUCAAUAACGUUGCACCGCCAAGUCCUCUUCCAAUGCGUAUCAGCCAGAGUUCUAUGUCUAGCAGUAGUGUAUCUGAUUCGCCAAUUUUUCCUAAAGUAAUGCCAAAGAUACCAGAGUACGCCAGCACACAGGAGCAGUCUGCAUCACCUGCAUGUACCCAGGUUGUAGACAAAUUCACUGAGAAAAGAAUUCACAAAGAGGACUGUAUCGCUCCAAAUGAUGCUAAGCCACAACAAUUACAAUGUGACAAAACUAUUGAGAAGCCCAGUCCAGCAGCUAAAACUGCUGUGCUCAUUGACUUGAAUGAUAGUAAAACAUCAGCUGUAUCCUCAUCAACGGCAAACUUGAUAAAUUUUGCAGAUACUCCUGAACCCAAGAUGAACCUGCCCGUCAGUGAGAAAGAAAACCUGCUGAUAGUCAUCUAAGAAGUAGCAAUACAUGUUUUAGCAGGAUCAAUGAUAUAAAAUAUUUUAAUUCAAGUUUCAAUCAUUCCAGACAUCUUACACUAAUCUAGUGGUUGCCACCUAAAGCCACAUAUAUUGGUGGAGUGAUAGGAAAUUAUGUUUACAGCAAUGUCUGAGGCUGAUAUUUAUGACCAGCCAUUGCUCAGCACUGCUACAAGAAAUCAACAGGAGAUGCAAAAAAAUUAGGCCUCUGCUAUAGUCUAUAGCCAGGCAAUCACUGCCCCUGGCGGCUGUUGGCUGAUUAAGCUGCAUGCAUAACGGAUCGUUUGUAAUGACGAUCCAUUCAAAUUGCUACUGACAAUCAGCAGACAGUGUUGCGUCAUCUAGCGCUCACAGCAAGUGGAGUUUAGUUCGCCGGCCGACCGUAGUACGUGGCAGUGAUUUUAACCCUAUAUCCUGGGGCUGGGAGGUGAGCAUUCUAAUCACCAGGCUAAACAGCUUAAUUUUUUCUAUUUUUUGGCAAUUCAUAUGGUCUCAUAACUCUAAUUAUUCUCUUCUAGUAACACUUGUUUGAACAAAUUAUUGUUUUUAUUGUUUUUUAAUGUGAAUCAUUGGUAAUUUUGUCAUGCUUUUCAAUUUUUUGUGAACCUUCCUGAUUAAUUUCCUCUGGAAUAUACAUGUUCUCUUCCAUUGCUCUAAAACUGUAAAGUGUUUAUAACAAAUUUUAUUACAUUAUAAGAAAUUAAGGUUGUAUUUGGUACCACACAUGUAUAGCCAUUUGAAAGCUUUGAAAAAAGUGAACAAUUUAGAAGUACAUUAACCACCAUAAUGAUAUUACAAGUAGAGAACAAUAACUUAGACAGAAUGAAAUCUCUGUAAUAGACGUAUAUAUAUCAAAUAUCAAUCAUGUAAUGUACAUAAAAAAUAGCAAUUGUAACGUUUGAUCUUUGAUAAAAUUCGCUAAUCAAGUUACAUUUAUCAUAGUACUGUAUUUUCAUCAGUAGAUAGAUUAAAUUUACUGUAAUAUAUCAAAAUGAAAGCCGAUUAAUUCGCUUGCAAUGACAUUAGAUUUUAAAUUUUGAUAUAAAUUAGUUUGGUUAAUGUAAAUAGUAAAAUAAAAUAAUAAUACGUCAUAUGCUAGAUGCUGCUAUGUGCCUCAGUUAUUGUUGGCAGCCAUCUGGUUAGUUUUCCUGCAGCAAAGAAAUGACUCUGCUCUAAAAAAUUGUGUGUUUUAAAUCGGAUGCAGAAGUUUAUUUACUAUAUUAGUAGAUUACCUUUGAGAAACCGCACAAAACACAUGCGUACCAAUACUAGAUAUCCUACAUGAAUGAUGUUCAUAUAGUGAAUUUGAUUUGCUACAUGUAGAUUUAUUUUCAGGGUUAUUUUAACUUUUAGACUUUUGUUUCUUUUUGCUUUAUAUUAAAUUGAAUAUAUAAUUUUUGGCUGUGUAUCAAGCAAUAAAAUGCUAAAUAUGACUUUA
Messenger RNA from Anneissia japonica, 3744 nucleotides. RefSeq names its product G2 and S phase-expressed protein 1-like. NCBI's taxonomy places the organism in Eukaryota, Metazoa, Echinodermata, Crinoidea, Comatulida, Comatulidae. The record is from RefSeq and is a predicted model, not a curated record. Gene Ontology annotation, cellular component: microtubule cytoskeleton. Gene Ontology annotation, molecular function: microtubule binding. The coding region runs from base 186 to 2285 and encodes 699 amino acids. The transcript is spliced from 14 exons.